Messenger RNA from Lineus longissimus, 501 nucleotides. RefSeq lists its product as uncharacterized. NCBI's taxonomy places the organism in Eukaryota, Metazoa, Nemertea, Pilidiophora, Heteronemertea, Lineidae. Bases 1 to 501 code for a protein of 166 amino acids. The record is from RefSeq and is a predicted model, not a curated record. The transcript has a single exon.
AUGUUAACACGAGACGCGACAAGAACUCUCGUUCAGGCUCUUGUGUUGUCCAGGCUGGAUUACUGCAGCAGCCUAUUGUUCAAUAUAUCCAGUGAACUCUCAUCAAAACUACAAAUGGUGCAAAACAACGCUGCACGUCUGGUGACUCGCACUCGCAAACGGGACCAUAUCACACCAACGCUUCGAGACCUGCACUGGUUACCCAUACGAGCGCGGAUUGAGUUUAAAAUCCUAACAGUUGUCUACAAAUGUUAUCGCCAACUGGCCCCGAAAUAUCUGGAGGAACUGUUAGUGCCGUACGCACCAAAGCGUGCACUUAGAUCUGCGGACAAGAACCUUCUCGUCACCCCACGGUUCCAAAGCUCGAGUUUUGGCGGGAGAGCUUUCAGCUCAGCGGCCGCAUUGGCUUGGAACUCUCUCGGCCAAGGCCUACGCCAGGAGGACACUCUGAACAAGUUCAGGAAGGCUCUAAAAACUGAGCUUUUCAGAAAACAUUUCUAA